Molecule: messenger RNA, 2157 nt
Organism: Besnoitia besnoiti
Lineage: Eukaryota; Apicomplexa; Conoidasida; Eucoccidiorida; Sarcocystidae
Product: glycyl-tRNA synthetase
Exons: 3
Coding region: 1-2157 (718 amino acids)
Biological process (GO): mitochondrial glycyl-tRNA aminoacylation
Cellular component (GO): mitochondrion; cytoplasm
Molecular function (GO): ATP binding; glycine-tRNA ligase activity
Source: RefSeq, a predicted model, not a curated record
AUGGCGACCCAAAACGGCAGCGUCACUCUGGACGAGGCUGCAACUGAGCAGCUCGCUGAGCAGCUUCGCGAGCUCAGAGUGAAGGUGACUCAAAAUGCGGAGAAAGUGCGGCUGCUGAAGCAAGCCAACGCGCCUGCAGCUGAGAUCGCCGCCAGCGUGGACACCUUGGGGCAACUCCGCGCGCAAGUCACCGCGCUGGAGAAGCAGUUCGAAAGCACGCGCCCUCUCUACUACCAGCUUCGCUCGCAGUGCGAAAAUCUGCUCAAGCGCCGCUUCUUCGUCGUCCCUUCCUACGAAAUCUACGGAGGAGUCGGGGGUCUGUACGACUUCGGGCCGCCAGGAUGUGCCCUGAAGGCCGCUGUUGAGCAACUCUGGCGCCAGCACUUCGUGCUGGCUGAAGACAUGCUUGAGGUGUCGGGCCCCUGCCUCACACCCCACAUCGUUCUUAAAACCUCAGGGCACGUGGAUCGCUUCACCGAUCUGAUGGUGAAGGACACAGUGACGAGUGACUGCCUCCGCGCAGACAAGUACCUCGAGGAGAAGAUCGAUGAGCGCCUGAAUGCGAAGGAAGGCAUCUCGCCCGAGGAGGCUGAGCGCCUCGCGCUGCUGCGGCGCCAAGCGGACGCGCUCUCGGCGGAGGCGAUGAAGGCCGCGCUGGAGGAGUUGAACGUGAAGUCGCCUGCAGGCAACCCGCUGUCCGACCCCUUCCCGUUCAACCUCAUGUUUGGCCUCAAGAUUGGCCCUAAGGACGAGGGCGGGGCGGGCGAAAAUCAGCUGCAGGACGCGCGGGCGAAGGGCGCGGCGGCGGCGGCGGCGCGGUCGGCGGAGGGUCGGGGGUACCUCCGCCCCGAGACGGCUCAGGGCAUUUUCGUCAACUUCCGGCGCCUGCUCGAGUUCAACGGCGGGCGCAUGCCGUUCGCGGCGGCGCAGCUGGGGCUGGGUUUCCGCAACGAGAUCGCGCCGCGCAACGGCCUGCUGCGCGUCCGCGAGUUCCAAAUGGGCGAGAUCGAGCACUUUGUGCAUCCGGACCACAAAGAUCACCCCAAGUUUCACUUAGUCAAGGACCUGAAGCUGCCGCUCUUCUCGCGCGAGAAGCAGCUGAGCGACGGGAAGGUGCUUCGCGACAUGACGGUCGGCGAGGCGGUUGCGAAGAAGAUCAUCGACAACGAGACGCUCGGCUACUUUCUGGCGCGGACGUUCGUCUUUUUGACGCGCUGCGGCAUCGCUGAGUCGGGGCUCCGCUUCCGCCAGCACCUGACCUCCGAGAUGGCGCACUACGCCAAGGACUGCUGGGACGCUGAAGUCGAGUGCAGCUUCGGCUGGAUUGAAGUCGCGGGGCACGCCGACCGGUCUGCCUUUGACUUGUCCAAUCACUCCAAGGUGAGCAAAGUCGACCUGGUCGCCUUCCACAAGUUCGAUUCGCCCAAGAUCGUCGACUACGUCAAAUACACCCCCAACAAAGGCCUCUGCGGCAAGACCUUCAAGGAACGCCAGCAGGCGCUCCACGAGGCGAUCGAGGAGAAGAGCGACAGCGACAAGCUCGCGAUCGAGGCAGCGCUCGCGGCUGACGGGAAGUAUGCGCUCACGCUGUGCACCGGCGAGACCUUCGAGUUGACGCGCGACAUGAUGAAGUUCGAGAAGACGACCAAGAAGGUCAGCGAAGAGGCCUUCGUGCCGGCGGUCAUCGAGCCUUCUUUCGGUAUCGGCCGCAUCCUACACUGCAUCAUGGAGCACGCCUUCCGCUCCCGCGGCAUCGUCGACCAGGAGGAGCGCUGCUACAUGGCCUUCCCCGCCAUCAUCGCCCCGACCAAGUGCGUCAUUCUUCCCAUCAGCAGCAACCCGAGCUUCUCGGAGCUGCUCCAGAAGGUGCGCGACGCGUGCGUCUCGCGCGGCAUUUCCGCAAAGAUCGACGCCUCCACAGCCAGCAUCGGCAAGCGCUACGCCCGCAACGAUGAAGUCGGCACGCCGUUCGCCAUCACCAUCGACUUUGACUCGCUCAAAGACGAGUCCGUGACCGUUCGCGAACGCGACUCGAUGGAGCAAAUCCGCGUCUCGCUCGCGAAAGCCGUUGACCUCGUCGGCAGAAUGAGCCUCGGCACCCUCGACUGGCAAACUGUCAAGCAGACGCAUGCUCUGGUCGACGUCAAGGAGGCCUAA